Caenorhabditis bovis is the source of this 6687-nucleotide messenger RNA. NCBI's taxonomy places the organism in Eukaryota, Metazoa, Nematoda, Chromadorea, Rhabditida, Rhabditidae. The record is from the annotation of a GenBank genome assembly.
AUGCAUUUGACGGAAUUCGUUAACAACUCGUUUCACACGAACAAAAUGGAAAUUCAAACCUCAAUGCUUCACCAUAAUCCGUACGAGAUCGUCAAAAGCGAACAACCCUCAACCCCUCCGAAGCAGAUCAUCAAAAGUCCAUACCUGAAUAGCUCACCGGAGAUGGGAUUUGGAAACUUUCAAAUCCAUCCCAAUUUCUGUGUGCCAGCAAAUAACAACACGGAUCCACUGAAUAACAACAACCAUUCGAAAAUCAACCCUAAUGGUAGGGUUCUGGCCGCCGACCGUAAACGACCCUACCCAUGCAAUCUGUGCCCAUCAAAGUUUGGCUCGAAAAUGGAGCUGGAAGAACAUCAAAAUUCUCACACAGGAAUGAAGCCGUUUGAAUGUGAUGUGUGUAAAGCACGAUUCAAUAGAAGGUCGACGCUGUGGAAUCAUAAGCGAAUCCAUUCCGAUGCUAAGCCAUUUGUAUGCACCGUUUGUCAGAUGACGUUCAAGUGGAAAAAUAGUUUGAAGUGCCAUAAAGACAUGCAUCAAAGGAAGAACGAAACGUCCGCGCACUUAGACAACGACUUGCGACAAUUAACCUACGCAACAGCCGCGAAGCGGAAAUUGCUGAUGGAGCAAGAAGAAAACGGAGGGGCUCCGGCAACAUCGACAUCGACAUCAAUACAUUCAAAUCCACUAAUCACAACGACAGCAGCGUCGAAGAAAAAGAAUCAGAAGCCAAAGAUGAAAUCUUCGCAAAUUACGCCUGGCGCAAAUCUUGGUGUUCAUCUUGCUUCACAGCCUCUUCAAGCGAGCGCUUUGAUUCCUCCUUCCGAUCAUCAACUUGAUCUCGAUACUUCUUCACUAGAUACUUUAAUGCAUAGUCAGAGCCAAAAUAUUCUAAUGCAGCUGUAUGGAGAAGUCGACGGGCCAUUGAAUACUCGCCAUUCAGGCAAUAUGCUUUCCGGGCUUGAUGAUAAUGGGAUGUUGUCGAGUCUCGCAGACGUUAAGAACGAGAAUGCAGCAGUUCCGCUCAACAUGCAGCUCCCCAUGCAAAUCAAUAUGCUCAAUUUCCGGCAGAUCAAUUCCCAACAGCUGCCGUCCGUUCAUCAUCUUACAUCGACUUCACUCCCAUCGGUUUCAUCCAGCAUGGAUUAUGGAAUUCAGCACGAUUCGCAACAAAAUCUUGGUCACAGCCAAUAUAUUGUGACGAGUCAGCCGGAUAUGAUGUUAUCCCAAGGAUAUCAGCCACCGAUUGACAAUUGUGUUCUUUUAACCACUGGCCAGGAUUACGUGUCAAACUUUGACUAUUCAAUGCUGAACUCCCAAUAUCAGAUGAACAUUUCCGAGCAGCAGCAACAACAACAACAACAACAGCAACAGCAGCAACAACAACAAAACGCGCAGCAACCACAGCAACAGCAAUCACAGCAACACCGCGCAGCCGCGCAUCGCGAAGGAAAAAGCACGUUUGCAUACUAUGCGAUGAAACUCAAAUAUCUGACAACCGUCGUUCCUCAGCAGGAAGGUGAAUCGAAAAUCGCAGCAAUUGCAUGCUCUCCAAAUGGUCUUCGUGUUGCUAUAGCUUGUGCUGAUCGUUCAGUGGCUUUAAUUGAUGAAAAUAAUGAGCCCAAAGACAGGUUUCCAUGCAAACCGUUGGAUUCGAAAUAUGGCAAAAAAUCAUUCAGUAUUCUGUCGAUGGCUUUUUCUCCUGAUUCAUCAUGCAUUGCAAUCGGCCAAAGCGACAACGUCGUAUUUAUUUAUCGAGUCGGUACAACAUGGAACGAGAAGAAGGUAAUUGUUAACAAAUUUGUGCAACCCUCCGCGGUGACUUGUUUGAACUGGCCGUUUGAUGACAAAAUUCUCAUCGGUCUUCUUGAUGGAAAGGUGCGAAUUGGUUUGAUAAAGACUAAUAAAUGCAGCUCUCUGUAUAAAACUGAUCAGUCCGUUGUCAGCAUGCAAACCCAUCCUAAGAGAAUUUCAUUUGUUUCCGGCCACCAGGAUGGGUCCAUUAUUUUAUACAAUUUCAGUAGCAGAUCACAAUCAAAAAUAUGUACUCUUCAAGUGCCGCCUUACAAUAUGGCAUAUACAAAUCAUGGACUAAUGAUUGCUGGAGCAGACCGAAGAAUUCUGUCUUACACUGAAAAUGGAAUUGUACAGCAGCAAUUCGAUUACAGUGAUCAGAAUGAGAAAGAGUUUGGUUGUAUUAUUUGCGAUCCUACCGCACAAAACGUGGUUGUAGCCAGUUAUGAUCGGCUUCGCUUAUUUUCUUGGUCUUCGCGAAGAGGCGCUUGGGACGAAGGAGCUCCGUUGGAAAUCGAGAACGCGUACAUCAUAACAGCGCUUGGUUGGAAAAUGGACGGUUCCACAGUAUAUGCCGGCACUAUUUGUGGAACCGUAUUCGCCGUUGAUUGUUGUCUUCGACGCGGAAUGCUGAAAAGCAAAUUCGAAACAACUUAUGUCGCCCCGUCACACGUGAUUGUUCGUGAUGUCACGAAUGAUUCACGAACCAAUCUUAUUUCAAACAAAGGAUUGUCAAUUGAUGAGCUUAAAAUAAUGGGAAAAGACCGAUAUGUUUUGGGCUAUACGUCGUCAACAUUGAUUCUGGCCGACAUUGAAACACAACGAUUUUCAGAAAUUGAAUGGCAAUCGGGCGGCCAUGAAAAGUUCUAUUUUGAAUUCGCCAACACUUGUCUCAUAAUAAAUGCAGGAGAAAUAACAGUCGUUGAAUAUGGAAUUGAUGGCCCUUUAGGAUGGGUUCGAACUGAAUUAACAAGUCCUCAUCUCUUGAGUGUCCGCGUCAGCGAUGAAAACGUUGAAGAUCACAAGAAAGUGAAAAAAUUUGCCUACUUGAUCGAUCCAACAACUAUCGCGAUUGUAAAUCUGUUCAAUUCCCAGCAAGAGUGCAUAAUCAAUCAUACGGGGACAAUUGACUGGAUUGAGCUAAAUGAGAAUGCCACAAAGCUACUAUACCGUGAUAAACGGUCGAAAGUGACUCUGGUCGAUAUUAAAACAGACAUCAAAUCUGUGCUGUUGUCGUUUUGCACAUAUGUACAAUGGGUACCGAUGAGUGAUGUAAUCGUUGCGCAGAGCGGUGACAAUCUCGCUGUCUGGUACAAUCCUGACUUGCCCGAGCAGGUCACCAAUAUUAAAAUCAAGGGAGAAGUCGAGACUGUUCUAAGAGAUGCCAAUCGAACGGAAGUUAUUGUUCAAGAGCCAACGGCCAAAGUUGCUUAUGAAUUGGACAGCACUCAAAUUGAGUUUGGAGCUGCUUUGGAGAAGCGCGACUUCGAACGAGCUGUAAUGUUUCUUGAAAACAAUCCGAUGAAUAUGGAUUCAUACUCAAUGUGGACACGCGUUGCUGAGAUGGCAUUAGAGCAUCAAAAUUUGUUUACUGCUCAAAGAUGUUUUGCUGCGAUCAACGAUAUGGGGAGGUCAAAAAUGCUCUUCAACAUAAUGGAAGAAGCUAAUCUAGCUUCUGAAAAAAUUGGUGGAGACGGAUUGCAUUUUUAUAAAGUCAGAGGGUUAUUGGCAAUUAUGCGAAGAAAUUUCAAAGAAGCAGAGCGAGUUUUUCUCGAGCAGAACGAUUUGGAUUCGGCGAUUGAAAUGUACACAACGCUUCACAGAUGGGAAGAGGCGUUAGAACUUGCAAAAGUCAUGAAUUACCCCGGAUACGAUAUGCUCCGAACCAGUUACUUACGUGCCUUGAGCGAUACUGGACAAGACGCAAAAGCAGCAGAGUUGAAAUCAUCGGAAGGUGAUCCAUAUGCUGCCAUUCAACUUUAUCUCAAAGCGAACAAACCACUUCUUGCUCUCAACGUGGCUAAUAAUAAUGAGAAUCUUGCCAAAGACGAUGCGUUAUUGAGUCAAAUUGCUGAUGCUUUAUUGCGCGUGCAAAUAUAUGACAAGGCAGGAACGAUAUUUGAAAAACAACGGGAUUUCGAAAAAGCACUAGAAUGUUAUAGGAAGGGUCAUUCUUAUGCAGCUGCAAUUCAAUUAUCAAGAUUUGCUUAUCCCGAAAAAGUUGUGGAGCUUGAAGAUGAAUGGGGAGACUAUUUAACGUCGAUUGGGUCCCACGAAGCUGCAAUCAAUCACUUCCUAGAAGCAAAUCAAUCGCAUAAAGCCGUUGAAGCCGCAAUCCGAGCAAAGGAAUGGAACAAAGCUGUGCAGAUUGUUGACAUUAUUCAAGAUCGAAAUCUGAGCAAGCAGUAUUAUGGACGAAUCGCAAAUCACUAUUCAAGUGUAGGGGAAUACGACAGAGCUGAGCGACUGUUUAUUGAAGCGGAACUUCAAAAAGAAGCUAUCGCCAUGUAUAUAAAGAAUAGUCGUUGGUCAGAUGCGUACAGACUGUCUGAAGAAUUUUUGGGAAAAGAUGAAACGCUAGCAUUAUAUGAAAAGAAAGCAGAAGAGCUGGAAGAGCAAGGAAGAUUCACAGAAGCUGAACAACUAUAUAUUUCAAUAGGAAUGUCGAACAAAGCAAUCCAAAUGUACAAAGCGGCUGGAAGAGAUGAGGAUGUUUUAAGAUUAGUAGAGCGUUAUCAUGGAGAUCAUCUUCAGGAAACUCGUAAGAGAUUGGCAAUUGAAUACGAAGAGCGUGGCGAUUUUCGCGCUGCCGAAGAAGAGUUUUUGAAAGCGAAUGACUGGAAAUCAGCAGUUAACAUGUAUAAAGAAAACGAAAUGUGGUCGGAUGCUCAUCGCAUUGCAAAAUCCGAAGGAGGCUCAAAUGCGGAGAAACAGGUGCUUUUCCUCUGGGCUCGCAGUUUGGGCGGCGAAGCUGCAGUGAAACUUCUGAAUAAGAAUGGGUUGCUAUCCGAUGCCAUCGAUUUUGCUUGUGAAGCAGGAGCGUUCGAUUUUGCCUUUGAGCUUGCUCGUAUUGGAGCAAAAGAAAGAACUCCAGAAGUACAUGUACGUUUCGCUUCUCAAUUAGAGGAAGAAGGGCGACUUAAUGAAGCUGCCAAGCAUUAUGUCGAAGGUGGCAAAGCAGAGGAAGCUGUAUUGAUGUUCAUCAAUGACAAAGAUUGGGCUGCUGCUGAAAAAGUUGCACAAGAACAUGCUCCGAAAAUGCUGCCGGACGUUUAUACCGGAGAAGCACGAAAAGCUCUCGAAGACGGCGAUCAUGCGAGAGCAGAAAGCUUUUUGUUGCGAGCAAACAAGCCCGACAUAAUUCUGCGCUAUUUCAAGGAAUCGGAGAUGUGGCCGGAUGCUCUGCGUAUUGCAAAAGAAUAUUUGCCACAUCAAUUGCCACUGAUUCAGGAGGAGUAUGAAAAAGCUGAACUCCGAAGCGGUGCGAGAGGUGUUGAUUCCUUCCUGAUGCACGCUAAGGAAUGGGAACAACAAAGUGAUUGGCUGCGAACUGUACAAACAUUGCUGAAAAUCAAUUCAUCAUCAACUGACAAUCACGAUCUCAUCUUGCAGUCGGUUACUAAAGCCACUGACAUCACUAUUAAGUUUUUGAUGAACGAUGAUCAGAUAAUAAGUGACGUUUUGAACGCGCUGGAAGACGCAGGGCAUCAUGAAAAAGCUGCAGAGUUGUUGCUUAAUUUGGGACAAACCAGACAAGCUAUAAACGCAUUGUGUAGUGCGAAACAAUGGGCAAAAGCUAAACAAGUUGCAACGGAAUACCUUCCAGUAAUGAUACCGGAAAUUGAACAAUACUACAAAGAAAGCUUAAAAACUGAAGGAAGAUUGGGAGAGCUGAUUGACGUAGAUGUCAUUACAGCGAUUGAUUUAAUGAUUGAAAGAGAUCAAUGGGACAAAGCCUUAGAAACAGCCAAACAACAGAAUUAUCGACCAUUACUUGAUAAAUAUGUGGCGCAAUAUACGGCAAUCCUUGUUCAUCGAAAUGAAGUGAAUCGUGUGACCGCUGUGUUGGAAAAGUAUGGAGCUUCGGGAAAUCCAGCAAACUUUUCUAUCUAUAAACUGAUACUUGAACAGGUAUUGGAUGAGCAAAAACUUGAUUACUCGGAUGUCGCCCGUGUCCGAAACAUUCAUCUUGAAGUAUAUCAGGAUCUGAAAAGUCAAAAUUCCGAGCAUGCAGAGCUUUUCUUGCGAUAUGUGUGGUCACUACAUUUGAUAUCCUUACGUACAGCAUUAGAGGAGCUCAGUGAUAUUCCAGAAGUUCCACGAAUCCGUCUUAAGCAAUCAUUAUCAUUACUUCGAUACACCGAUAUUCUUCCGGCUGAUAGAAUAUUUUAUGAAGCUGGAACUAGUGCAAAAGAAUAUGGAAGUCAAUAUGAAAAUCUUGGAUUUCUUCUUUUGAAUCAUUAUUUGGACUUAGUUGACGCUAUUGAAGAGGGAAAUGCUGAUUUAGUUGAUUAUGCUUAUUUGGAUGAUUCUGAUAUUCCCACCGAAGUUGCCAUUCCAUCAAAGCAAUGGCUUGAAAGCCAAACCCAUGAAGAUGUCAAAGAAUGGGUUCUCGCCGCUUCGGUAGAUGACGCUUCAGCAAAGAAAUUGGUAUACGACAAACGAGGCGUUUUUGAGGCUUCAUUAUCCAAUAAUCGCGGCGAAAUUGCGGAUCCCUGUUUGGUUACCGGUUAUCCCAUUAUUGGGGACCGUGUCAGAAUCGGAGAGAUGUUCGCUGAUCGUGAAGAAUUGAACAAGUUUUUGGUAAUAAUAAAAUCCCAUCCAACCGAUAAUUUAAUGGAUUCACAAAACUUUGUUACAACAUGGGCUGGAGCACCUCUAUCAAUUACGUUAUAA